GGGUCUGGGGGCCGGGGCCGAGGAAACGGGAACUGACGGGGUCCCAGACGGAUGAGAGCUGGGGAGAAGGGGGUCUCGGCUGAGGGGUCCGGGGCUGAGGCAGGGUCAUGGUCCGGCAGGACCCGGAGUGACGGGUCGCGGGCGGGCGGCUCACGGGUGACCGGGUGAAGGGGUCUUGGGCUGAGGGCACCCGGGCUGAGGGUCGCGUCUACCGGAGCGCGCACUAGGGGCGGAGGGCACGGGCACAGAGAGCCGCGGCCGGUGCCGACUCGAGUGGACGCGAGCCGGUGCGUCCCGGCUUCCAGGACAGACCCCCUCGGGAGAGCGCCGGGUGGGCGCGGAGCCGGGGACCCGGGGACCUCCGCGUCCCCGGCGGAGGUGCGCAAGCGUCGGGAGCCGCUCCGGGGGAACUUUGGUGCAGGGUGUCUGGACCCGGGGAAGCGAAGAUCCGCGUGCGUCCGUCCUGAGGCCGCGCGGCACCCCUGCUGAGGAGGAGGUCCCGUUCGCUGUCUAGAGCCCAGGGGCGACCGCCGCGUGGGGACCGGGGGACCGUUCAGCGAGGGGCGCGCUUGUAGCUGGCCAGGCCCUGUCCCCUGACGCGUUGUGCUGGCCCUACGCCCGGCGGAGGGGCUGGGGACGGGGACUGGGUUGCUCCGUGCCUCCGCGGAUGGAGCGCGCAGCCUGGACCCCCAGCCGCACCCCGGGGGGCUGGAAAGGCGAAGUCGCUGCUUUGUGGGCUCCUGCACGUGCCAGGCGCUGACCACUCCUCUUGGGAGCCUAACUGAGGGGGGUAGAGGCAGCAGAGGUUAACAGAAAUCUCAGGUCCCUUGGUGGAAGGUGGGUGUGUAGUUGUGGUACUUUACGCCUCGGUGUUUAGGGAGGAGCCUAAGGUAAGGAGUCAGAAACGGGGAGUAACCGAGCUGAGGCUUUUAUAUAAGGUCAGUGGUAGGUAAGGAAGGGGCCUUUACCUCUGCUGGUGACCAGAAGGCUGCAUUUCUGCAUUCUGCUUAAUUCCCUUUCCUUAGACCAUUCUGCAGUUUAAAUCUUGAACCAAAAUGUCAUUCAACCAUCCUUCUGAACGAUAACUCCAUAAUUAACUCAAGCACCAAAGAAGUCAUCUAGCUCUUGAUGAUUUGAAAGAAGCCAACACUAAACCACAAAUAUACAACAAGAAGGCCGUUUUCUCAAACAAGAGUCAGCCUUUAACGAAAUGACCAUGGUUGACACAGAGAUGCCAUUCUGGCCCACCAACUUUGGGAUCAGCUCUGUGGAUCUCUCCGUAAUGGAAGACCACUCCCACUCCUUUGACAUCAAGCCCUUCACUACUGUUGACUUCUCCAGCAUUUCUACUCCACAUUAUGAAGACAUUCCAUUCACAAGAACAGAUCCAAUGGUUGCGGAUUAUAAGUAUGACCUGAAACUUCAAGAGUACCAAAGUGCAAUCAAAGUGGAGCCUGCAUCUCCACCUUAUUACUCUGAGAAGACUCAGCUCUACAAUAAGCCUCAUGAAGAGCCUUCCAACUCCCUCAUGGCAAUUGAAUGUCGUGUCUGUGGAGAUAAAGCUUCUGGAUUUCACUAUGGAGUUCAUGCUUGUGAAGGAUGCAAGGGUUUCUUCCGGAGAACAAUCAGAUUGAAGCUUAUCUAUGACAGAUGUGAUCUUAACUGUCGGAUCCACAAAAAAAGUAGAAAUAAAUGUCAGUACUGUCGGUUUCAGAAAUGCCUUGCAGUGGGGAUGUCUCAUAAUGCCAUCAGGUUUGGGCGGAUGCCACAGGCCGAGAAGGAGAAGCUGUUGGCGGAGAUCUCCAGUGAUAUCGACCAGCUGAACCCAGAGUCCGCUGACCUCCGGGCCCUGGCAAAACAUUUGUAUGACUCAUACAUAAAGUCCUUCCCGCUGACCAAAGCAAAGGCGAGGGCGAUCUUGACAGGAAAGACAACAGACAAAUCACCAUUCGUUAUCUAUGACAUGAAUUCCUUAAUGAUGGGAGAAGAUAAAAUCAAGUUCAAACACAUCACCCCCCUGCAGGAGCAGAGCAAAGAGGUGGCCAUCCGCAUCUUCCAGGGCUGCCAGUUUCGCUCCGUGGAGGCUGUGCAGGAGAUCACAGAGUAUGCCAAAAGCAUUCCUGGUUUUGUAAAUCUUGACUUAAACGACCAAGUAACUCUCCUCAAAUAUGGAGUCCAUGAGAUCAUUUACACAAUGCUGGCCUCCUUGAUGAAUAAAGAUGGGGUUCUCAUAUCCGAGGGCCAAGGCUUCAUGACAAGGGAGUUUCUAAAGAGCCUGCGAAAACCUUUUGGUGACUUUAUGGAGCCCAAGUUUGAGUUUGCUGUGAAGUUCAAUGCACUGGAAUUAGAUGACAGCGACUUGGCCAUAUUUAUUGCUGUCAUUAUUCUCAGUGGAGACCGCCCAGGUUUGCUGAAUGUGAAGCCCAUUGAAGACAUUCAAGACAACCUGCUACAAGCCCUGGAGCUCCAGCUGAAGCUGAACCACCCUGAGUCCUCGCAGCUGUUUGCCAAGCUGCUCCAGAAAAUGACAGACCUCAGACAGAUUGUCACGGAACACGUGCAGCUACUGCAGGUGAUCAAGAAGACGGAGACAGACAUGAGUCUUCACCCGCUCCUGCAGGAGAUCUACAAGGACUUGUACUAGCAGAGAGUCCUGAGCCACUGCCAACAUUUCCCUUCUUCCAGUUGCACUAUUCUGAGGGAAAAUCUGACACCUAAGAAAUUUACUGUGAAAAAGCAUUUUAAAAAGAAAAGGUUUUAGAAUAUGAUCUAUUUUAUGCAUAUUGUUUAUAAAGACAUUUACAAUUUACUUUUAAUAUUAAAAAUUACCAUAUUAUGAAA
Messenger RNA from Gorilla gorilla gorilla (western lowland gorilla), 2841 nucleotides. RefSeq names its product peroxisome proliferator activated receptor gamma (gene PPARG). NCBI's taxonomy places the organism in Eukaryota, Metazoa, Chordata, Mammalia, Primates, Hominidae. Gene Ontology annotation, molecular function: zinc ion binding; DNA-binding transcription repressor activity, RNA polymerase II-specific; nuclear receptor activity. The transcript is spliced from 9 exons. Gene Ontology annotation, biological process: positive regulation of transcription by RNA polymerase II; fatty acid metabolic process; positive regulation of fatty acid metabolic process. Gene Ontology annotation, cellular component: nucleus. The coding region runs from base 1211 to 2644 and encodes 477 amino acids. The record is from RefSeq and is a predicted model, not a curated record.